AUGUGUAGGGGUUGUCCCCCUAUCAUUCUUGGCGGUCUUACCUUAUCCUAUCCUCGCAACGUCAGGGGAUUGCCUCCUCGGUUGCAGAGCCCUGGAUGUGUAGGGGUUGUCCCCCUAUCAUUCUUGGCGGUCUUACCUUAUCCUAUCCUCGCAACGUCAGGGGAUUGCCUCCUCGGUUGCAGAGCCCUGGGUGGGAUUGCCUCCUCGGUUGCAGAGCCCUGGGUGUGUAGGGGUUGUCCCCCUAUCAUUCUUGGCGGUCUUACCUUAUCCUAUCCUCGCAACGUCAGGGGAUUGCCUCCUCGGUUGCAGAGCCCUGGAUGUGUAGGGGUUGUCCCCCUGUCAUUCUUGGCGGUCUUACCUUAUCCUUCUCAUCCUUUCUAA
Messenger RNA from Nezara viridula (southern green stink bug), 381 nucleotides. The record is from the annotation of a GenBank genome assembly. NCBI's taxonomy places the organism in Eukaryota, Metazoa, Arthropoda, Insecta, Hemiptera, Pentatomidae.